AUGGCCUUCCACAAGCUUGUGAAGAACAGCGCGUACUACAGCCGCUUCCAGACCAAGUACAAGCGCAGAAGAGAGGGAAAGACCGACUACUAUGCUCGCAAGCGCCUGAUCACCCAGGCCAAGAACAAGUACAACGCCCCCAAGUACAGACUCGUUGUCCGCUUCUCCAACCGCGACAUCAUCACCCAGAUCGUCACCUCCGAGAUCACCGGUGACAAGAUCUUCGCUGCCGCCUACUCCCACGAGCUCCGCGCCUAUGGCAUCGAGCACGGUCUUACCAACUGGGCCGCUGCCUACGCCACUGGUCUCCUCCUCGCCCGCCGCGUCUUGAAGAAGCUCGGCCUCGAUGAGCAGUUCGCCGGUGUUGAGGAGGCCGAUGGUGAGUACACUCUCACCGAGGCCACCGAGACCGACGAUGGUGAGCGCCGCCCCUUCAAGGCCUUCCUUGAUGUCGGUCUCUCCCGCACCUCCACCGGUGCCCGUGUCUUCGGUGUCAUGAAGGGUGCCUCCGACGGUGGUAUCCUCGUCCCCCACUCCGAGAACCGCUUCCCCGGUUUCGACAUGGAGUCCGAGGAGCUCGAUGCCGAGACCCUCAAGAAGUACAUCUUCGGCGGUCACGUCGCUGAGUACAUGGAGACCCUCGCCGACGACGAUGAGGAGCGCUACAAGGGCCAGUUCGUCAAGUACAUCGAGGACGACCUUGAGGCCGACUCCCUCGAGGACCUCUAUGCCGAGGCCCACAAGGCCAUCCGCGAGGACCCCUUCAAGAAGUACGAGUCCGACGCGCCCAAGAAGACCAAGGAGGAGUGGAAGGCCGAGUCCAAGAAGUACCGCCAGUCCAAGCUCACCCACGAGCAGCGCAAGGCUGGUGUCCAGGAGCGCAUUGCCGCCCUUCUUCAGGAGUAA
Messenger RNA from Podospora anserina S mat+, 906 nucleotides. RefSeq lists its product as uncharacterized. NCBI's taxonomy places the organism in Eukaryota, Fungi, Ascomycota, Sordariomycetes, Sordariales, Podosporaceae. Gene Ontology annotation, molecular function: 5S rRNA binding; structural constituent of ribosome. Bases 1 to 906 code for a protein of 301 amino acids. The record is from RefSeq and is a predicted model, not a curated record. Gene Ontology annotation, biological process: translation; ribosomal large subunit assembly. Gene Ontology annotation, cellular component: ribosome; cytosolic large ribosomal subunit. The transcript is spliced from 3 exons.